This is a messenger RNA of Papilio polytes (common Mormon), 893 nucleotides long. It is a transcript of the gene Uqcc1, whose product is annotated as ubiquinol-cytochrome-c reductase complex assembly factor 1. Gene Ontology annotation, cellular component: mitochondrion. NCBI's taxonomy places the organism in Eukaryota, Metazoa, Arthropoda, Insecta, Lepidoptera, Papilionidae. Bases 74 to 817 code for a protein of 247 amino acids. The record is from RefSeq and is a predicted model, not a curated record. Gene Ontology annotation, biological process: mitochondrial respiratory chain complex III assembly. The transcript has 5 exons.
UAAAUGAAUAAUGUGUCAGAUGUAAUAUAAUAUUUACCAAUUUUUAAAUAAACCAAUAAACAAAACUUAAAAAAUGUACGGAAUUCGUUUAGUGUCGAGGGCUAUGCAAUAUCGGAGGUUUUCAAAUUUCGUCAAUUAUGCAAGGCCCUUGAUUUUAAAUGAUAAUGUUUUUAAUAAAAGGAGAUAUAGUUCCAUAGCGGUAGAAGAUAGUUAUAUUAAGAAAUUUAUGAAUGCUGUGGGAUGGAUGGAUCAGUCUAGAACGCGCCUCAAACUAACUGGAUAUUUCCUAUAUGAAUCGGUCCCAGAGAAGGUUGCAUAUCAAGAAUGGUUUGAAAAACUAGACUUACCUGAUACAUUUGCCUCAUGGUUUAUUGUCACAGAAUUGCAUGUUUGGUUAAUAUUAGUGAGGUAUAUGGCUGAAGAUGUCACCUCUAUUACUAAUGAUAAGAAGAAGUAUGUAAAAGGAGAUGGUCAUUUUGUUAGGAAUUGUGUUAUUGAAGCGCUAUGGGCUGAUGUUGCUAUGAGGAUAAAAUUAUUAGAGGGGGCAAAUCCUGCAAUAGCUAGGAAGCAAGUUACAGAACUCUCGGAGCAGUUCCAAGCAGCCCUGGUUGCUUAUGACGAGGGCUUGAGUGAUGACAAAGUGAUGGCAUCUGCUGUAUGGCGCAGGUUUUACUCUCUCUCUGAUGAUGCUAAUGCUGCAGAUAUUGAGAAAAUUGUUCAUUUUAUUAGACAUCAGAUAUCAGAACUUGAUAAGAUUCCUAGUAAAGAUUUAAAAUGGAAACCUGUCUUUACUUGGUUAAGUAUAAACGAUCAUUAGUGUUGGUGAUGUACAAAUAAUAUAGAUAGAUUGGUUAAUUGUUAUUUAUUAUUUAUAAAUAAAUAAAUAAAUCAUG